This is a messenger RNA of Cryptomeria japonica (Japanese cedar), 1132 nucleotides long. RefSeq names its product protein EXORDIUM-like 2. The record is from RefSeq and is a predicted model, not a curated record. The transcript has a single exon. Bases 96 to 1043 code for a protein of 315 amino acids. NCBI's taxonomy places the organism in Eukaryota, Viridiplantae, Streptophyta, Pinopsida, Cupressales, Cupressaceae.
UCUCAGCACAUCACCAUUGCUUCGUUUGGAGUUCAACCUACAGACUAUAUCUAGAUUACACCUGAUAUACACAUUGUGGUUUAAAAGUGUCUGAAAUGGGGUAUCUUAGUGUUCGAGUAUUAGUGCUUGUAUUUGCUCUAGAACUGUGCGCAGCUGUUGCUAAUGCGGCUUUAGUGGAGGAGCAGCCGCUGGUUCUAACUUAUCAUAAAGGCCCCUUGCUCUCCACAAAGAUUAUUGAUGUUCAUGUGAUCUGGUAUGGGAAAUUUAGCCCUGUUCAGCGGUCCAUUGUGGCGGACUAUUUGCAGUCCCUCGCUGCAAAAUUGCAGGGGAAAGACAAGCAGCCUUCUGUUUCCACCUGGUGGAAGACUACCGAAAAAUACAAGAGCGGCGCUUCCAAUGCGGCCGUUCUGAGCAUUGCAAGGCUGGGGAAGCAGAAGAUGGACGAUUCGUAUUCCCUUGGCAAGUUGUUGAAGAGGACGGACAUCGCCGCACUGGUUGAAAGCGCCGUCAAAUCCAGAGCGCUGCCGCCGCCGGCGAGCCAUACAAACGGGAUUUAUUUGGUACUGACGUCUGAUGACGUGGCGGUGGAGAGGUUCUGCGUUAGCUCUUGUGGAUACCAUGACCACACAUUACGGUCCCGUCUUCCGUAUGCAUGGGUAGGAAACCCAGUGAGUCAGUGCCCUGGUCAGUGUGCGUGGCCGUUUCACCAGCCACUCUACGGCCCUCAGACCCCUCCUUUGUUGCCCCCCAAUGCUGACGUGGGCAUCGAUGGGAUGAUCAUCAAUAUUGCUACUGUUUUAGCGGGAGCGGUGACAAACCCAUUUAAUACAGGAUAUUUUCAAGGUGAUGCCGCUGCUCCGCUGGAGGCGGUGUCGGCUUGUGCGGGAAUUUACGGAAAAGGGGCGUACCCGGGUUACCCAGGGGAGGUCUUGGUAGACAGAACAACAGGGGCCAGUUAUAAUGCGCAUGGACUUAAUGGGCGCCAAUUUCUGUUGCCGACCAUGUGGGAUCCUGUUACUAAGUCUUGCAGAACACUGGUCUGAAAAGCAUUUUAGUGGCGAAUGUUUUUUGUAAAUGUUCUUGAGUAAAUACAAGUUAAUUAAUAACAUUAUUCUUUAUUAUUUUUCACAAA